AUGCUCGCUCUACCGCAUUCUCCACUGCGGUCGAAGAGUCUCAACUCUUCACGCCAGCUGAGCGAAGAAUGGGGGCCGGGAGCCACGGGCCCCGAAAACAUCCCCGACGUCAUAGGGCUUCAAGACGCAAAUGGCAAAACCAAACUCAAGGUGGUUGGAGAGUUAAAGAUACCCUGGGUCGAUGAGGAUCCUCUAGUGUCCACUGCUAAGCAAAGUGAGCUUCGCGUAACCUCUGCGGGAUAUGCAGAAGGAGUUGACCACCCCGAACAGCUUUACUACCGCAUCCUUGACGCCGUCUGCAGGAUGCCAGCCAGGAGCACCUACACCCCUUUUCUAUUCGCAGGGGGCCUGUUACCCACGUGA
Penicillium roqueforti is the source of this 363-nucleotide messenger RNA. RefSeq lists its product as uncharacterized. The transcript has a single exon. Bases 1 to 363 code for a protein of 120 amino acids. The record is from RefSeq and is a predicted model, not a curated record. NCBI's taxonomy places the organism in Eukaryota, Fungi, Ascomycota, Eurotiomycetes, Eurotiales, Aspergillaceae.